Messenger RNA from Brassica oleracea var. oleracea, 1775 nucleotides. Its product is annotated as outer envelope protein 61-like. Gene Ontology annotation, molecular function: protein binding. The transcript is spliced from 11 exons. The record is from RefSeq and is a predicted model, not a curated record. The coding region runs from base 1 to 1623 and encodes 540 amino acids. Lineage: Eukaryota; Viridiplantae; Streptophyta; Magnoliopsida; Brassicales; Brassicaceae.
AUGUUUAACGGGAUGAUGGAUCCAGAGAUGAUUCGUCUCGCUCAAGAUCAGAUGAGCCGUAUGACCCCUGCUGAUUUCGCCAGAAUCCAACAACAGAUGAUGUCGAAUCCGGAUUUGAUGAAGAUGGCGACUGAGAGUAUGCAGAACAUGAGGCCUGAAGAUUUGAAACAAGCUGCUGAACAGCUCAAGCAUACUCGGCCUGAGGAUAUGGCUCAGAUUGGAGAGAAGAUGGCCAAUGCUUCCCCUGAGGAGAUUGCUGCUAUGCGUGCCCAAGCUGAUGCUCACUUCACUUAUCAAAUCAACGCAGCUCAGAUGCUGAAAAAACAGGGGAAUGAGCUUCAUAGCAGAGGAAAUUUCAGCGGUGCUGCAGAGAAAUAUAUGCGUGCGAAGAAUAAUCUGAAGGACAUUCCAUCUUCUAAAGGUGGAGCGCUUUUGUUGGCGUGUUCCCUCAAUCUCAUGUCUUGUUAUUUGAGGACCAAUCAGCAUCAAGAGUGCAUCAGGGAAGGCUCCGAGGUUUUGGCAUAUGAUGCAACAAAUGUCAAAGCACUAUACAGAAGGGGUCAAGCUUACAGAGAUCUGGGCCUGUUUCAAGAUGCCGUCUCCGAUCUAAGCAAGGCCCAUGAAGUUUCCCCUGAAGAUGAGACCAUUGCUGAUGUGCUAAGAGAUGUUAAGGAAAAAUUGGCGGUUGAGGGACCUGGCAAGGCAUCAGCAAGAGGUGUGGUGAUUGAAGAGAUAACUGAAGAAAACACUGUUACUUCUGGAGAAAGUAGAAAACCUAUUAAAGAGACGCAACGAGAAAGCAACGGUGGUGGUCUAAAGACGGAUUUUGAUGGCUUGCAGGCUCUCAAAGACGACCCCGAAGCAAUCAGAACGUUCCAGAACUUCAUUUCAAAGACUGAUCCCGACACACUCGCUGCUUUGAGCGGAGGCAAAGCUGGAGACAUGCCACCAGACAUGUUCAAAACCGCUUCCAGCAUGAUAGGCAAGAUGUCUCCCGAAGAGAUUCAGAAAAUGGUCCAGACAGCCUCGUCGUCGUUCAAAGGAGACAGCCCUGGAGAAAACGGGUUUGCACCAACACCAGACAUGCUUAAAAUGGCGUCUGAUAUGAUGAGUAAGAUGUCACCAGAAGAGCGUGAGAGGAUGUUCAACAUGGCGUCGUCUACGAAAGCAAACGCUCCCGUUUCAACAUCGUACAGCGAUGGGGAAGGAUCUGAACCACCACGGGUUAGUAGUGUUUUAGGCGAGUCUAGUUCCUUCGUGGCUCCAAGAAGCAUGCCUUCUGCUCCGCCUGCUGACUUGCAGGAACAGAUGAGAAACCAAAUGAAAGAUCCAGCCAUGCGACAGAUGUUCACGUCUAUGAUAAAGAAUAUGAAUCCGGAGAUGAUGGCAAGCAUGAGCGAACAGUUCGGGAUGAAGCUUUCUCAAGAAGAUGCUGCAAAAGCUCAGGAAGCCAUGGCUUCUCUUUCUCCUGAAGCUUUGGAGAAAAUGAUGAGAUGGGCGGAUAGGGCACAAACGGGGAUAGAGAAAGCGAAGAAAGCAAAGAAGUGGUUGCUGGGGAAAGGAGGGUUGAUCUUUGCAAUAUGCAUGCUCGUUUUAGCUAUAAUCCUUCAUCGUCUGGGCUAAUAUUGGAAGGUAAAAUGAAACAACAAAGAGGUUCUCUUCAAGACUCCAACCCUCACAGUAAGAUCAGUCUUUUGGUUUGGGUACGUAGUUUGUAAAAACUGUAACAUGGACUCUUCUCUCUCGGAUCCUUUCCUCUAGAUUUAUUUCCAUCA